Messenger RNA from Priapulus caudatus, 471 nucleotides. Its product is annotated as aminomethyltransferase, mitochondrial-like. The record is from RefSeq and is a predicted model, not a curated record. Gene Ontology annotation, cellular component: mitochondrion. Gene Ontology annotation, molecular function: protein binding. The transcript has 4 exons. Lineage: Eukaryota; Metazoa; Priapulida; Priapulimorpha; Priapulimorphida; Priapulidae. The coding region runs from base 49 to 471 and encodes 140 amino acids.
UAUGGAGGCGCACUAAGAACUUUUUCGUUUAGUAUUUCACCACUAGAAAUGUAUUCUGCUUGUAGACUUUUCACGCCUUCUCUCGUCCCACGAUGUAGAGGAAUUAAACAGUGUGUAAAUGCAGUUGGCAAAACACGUUCUUAUGCAUCUGAGGCCGAUAUAAAACGAACAUUUCUAUAUGACUUCCAUGUAUCAAAAGGAGCAAAAAUGGUGCCAUUUGCAGGAUGGUCCAUGCCAGUACAGUACAAUGAUGGAGUGGCCGCCUCCCACCUCCAUGUCCGGGAGCAUGCGGGUAUCUUUGACGUGAGUCACAUGGUGCAGACGAAAAUCCACGGUAAAGAUAGGGUAAAGUUCAUCGAGAGUCUGGUAGUGGGAGACAUUGCAGGUUUAAAAGAUAACCAAGGAAUGCUAACUCUGUUCACCAAUGACAAAGGUACAAAUAAAACCGUGUUUCCACAUGUCAACGUGUAG